GAGCCGUGUCAGUGACAGAUGUGAGUCUCUCACAGCUUCAGUCUACAUGCGGUUCGAGUGUUACAGUUCUGGAAGAUAGCACGCGUCUGCGCCAACAUGGAUUGCGAAUGUGAUUGUUCAGAGUACAGUAACGGACAGGCGAACGCCAUCCUCUUUAACAUCCUCAGCCGAGGCGAGUCGACUCAGAACGAGAUGAACUACAAGCGGGUUCCUCAGUCAUGCCACUGCGAGAAACGCAGGAACGUGUGUCUGAAAACACCCAACGAGACGUGUCAGGUCGCUUUGGACGUGCUGGUCAAGACGAUGCACUUCAUGAAGAGUUUGCCGGCGUUCCAGCAACUACCACCCAAAGACCAGCUAUCUCUGUUGCAGAACGGCUGGGCGCCACUUUUCAUUCUGGGUCUGGCCCAGGACAGAGUUCGCUUCGAGGUUGAUGACGUACCGGCACCCAGCAUGCUGAAACGAAUUCUUCUCAACAACCAGGAGAUGAUGAACUGCGAUCGAGAGCAGCCCACGAUGGCUGGCGUGCAAACACUUAAAGCGUGCCUCAUGAAGUUCUGGAGUCUGGAUUUAAGCCCAAAGGAGUACGCUUAUCUGAAAGGCACCGUCAUAUUCAAUCCAGAUGUUCCAGGCCUGAAGGCAUCUUUGUUCAUUGAGGGUUUGCAAUAUGAAGCUCAGCAUGCCCUGAAAGAGGUCCUGGUGCCUCUUCAUCCAGAGGAUAGAGGGCGAUUUGCUCGAAUCCUCCUCACCGCGUCCACUUUAAAGACCAUCACUCCGAGCCUCAUCACAGAGCUCUUCUUUCGGCCGGUGAUUGGUCAGACAGAUCUUCUCGACUUGCUGAUUGACAUGCUGUUCACGAGGUAGUGAACCAAAGACUCACGUACUGCUUGAAUUUGGACUUUCAAAAGAGGUCCAAACAUUGGAUGAAAAUCAUACUUCGUUACGUCUGAAAAAGUUACAGACUUUAGCACAUCUUUAUUGUUUACACAGUUUAAUGAAAUUACUGCACCUUUGUAAUGGUAUUUAUGUCACAAGUAUGUGGUUUAUGUCUUAGUAUUGAUUGUUGUUGUUUUUUUAGCCUUUUGAUAGAAGCACCGUUGCAAAACUACAAAGUAUUCCUUGAUAAAACUGUAUCUCUGCGCCUAAGGGGGGGUUCAUGUAUUGUCUCUGUGAGAAAGCUAGAUUAAAUCUAAGAAAAACUUUUGUAUGUUCAUAAUUAUACUGCAAUUAAAUAUUUUUAUACAUUUUGCAUUAUCA
Pimephales promelas (fathead minnow) is the source of this 1257-nucleotide messenger RNA. RefSeq names its product nuclear receptor subfamily 0, group B, member 2a (gene nr0b2a). Gene Ontology annotation, cellular component: cytoplasm; nucleus. Gene Ontology annotation, biological process: negative regulation of transcription by RNA polymerase II; circadian rhythm. NCBI's taxonomy places the organism in Eukaryota, Metazoa, Chordata, Actinopteri, Cypriniformes, Leuciscidae. The record is from RefSeq and is a predicted model, not a curated record. Gene Ontology annotation, molecular function: transcription factor binding; transcription corepressor activity.